This is a messenger RNA of Geodia barretti, 636 nucleotides long. Lineage: Eukaryota; Metazoa; Porifera; Demospongiae; Tetractinellida; Geodiidae. The record is from the annotation of a GenBank genome assembly.
AUGAAGCCUUGGCCUGCCUGGGAAGGAAAUGACUUCACCGACAUGCCGGUGCUGAUGAAGACGCAAGGCAAGACGACGACCGACCACAUAUCUCCUGCCGGUCCUUGGCUGCGCUACCGCGGACAUCUCGACAAGUUCAGCGACAACAUGUUCAUGGGCGCGACCAACGCCUACACCGGCGACGCUGGCACGGGAAAGAACAUCCUCACAGGUGAAGAAGGCAGGGCAAUCUCGGCUACGGCGCGCAACUACCAGUCGCAGGGCGUCAAGUGGGUCGUUGUCGGCGACGACAACUACGGCGAGGGCAGCAGCCGCGAGCAUGCCGCGUUGUCUCCCAGGCUGCUUGGCGGCACAGCGGUGAUCGCGCGCAGUUUUGCCCGCAUCCACGAGUCCAACCUGAAGAAGCAGGGGCUACUUGCGCUCACAUUUCAGGACACGGCUGACUACGACAAGAUACGCGAGGACGACCGCAUCAGUCUCGUCGGACUGGCGGAUCUAGCGCCCGGUAAGCCGGUGGACUGCGUUGUAUCCCACUCGGACGGCACAAGCGAAACCUUGCAACUCAACCACACAUUCGGCGAAUCACAGCUAGAAUGGUUCAGGCUCGGCUCGGCUCUUAACCUUUUCCAUAGGUAA